Lutra lutra (Eurasian river otter) is the source of this 2527-nucleotide messenger RNA. It is a transcript of the gene XKR8, whose product is annotated as XK related 8. The transcript is spliced from 4 exons. The record is from RefSeq and is a predicted model, not a curated record. Bases 337 to 1701 code for a protein of 454 amino acids. Lineage: Eukaryota; Metazoa; Chordata; Mammalia; Carnivora; Mustelidae. Gene Ontology annotation, biological process: apoptotic process involved in development; phosphatidylserine exposure on apoptotic cell surface; engulfment of apoptotic cell. Gene Ontology annotation, cellular component: plasma membrane.
CGGCCGCGCUACGGAAGGGCGGUGUGGCGGCGCCCGGCCGUCUGUGGGCCUAGCGGCCCUCGGGGCUCACUGGGGCUGCACGCGGGUGCCCUGCGCAGGUUGCUGGGCCGCAGCCGGGCGCGGCCUUCCGGGACGCAGACGGACAGAGGCGUGUGGGGGCCGCGGGGUCCGCGGGCCUUGCUCCUCCCCGGACGGGGCGGGACGGGGAAGUCCCGCCCAGGAGGCUCGGGCCCCGGGCCGCCCCUAGGCCUGCGCCCGCCUCCUUCCUGCUGUGGCGACCCCAGGCAGGGAAGGCGGGUCCGAGCCUAGAGAAGGUACGCGAGAGGCUGGCGGGUCAUGCCUUGGUUACCCCGCGCCGCGCUCCUCUGGGACGUGGUCCUGGGCUUUAUGGGCACCGCCGCCUUCCUGAUCGACCUGGGCGCCGACCUGUGGGCCGCGGGCCAGUAUGUGUUCAGCGGCCGCUACCUGUGGGCCGCGCUGGUGCUGGCGCUGCUGGGCCUCGCCUCGGUCGCGCUGCAGCUCUUCAGCUGGGUUUGGCUGUGCGCCGACCCCGCCGGCUUGCACGAGCCUCAGCCCCCGGGCCGCUGCCUGGCGCUGCUGCACCUUGUGCAGCUGGGCUACCUGUACAGGUGCGUGCAGGGGCUGCAGCAGGGGCUCCUGGUGUGGCAGCAGGAGGCGCCCUCUGAGUUUGACCUGGCUUAUGCCGACUUCCUGACCAUGGACAUCAGCAUGCUGCGGCUCUUCGAGACCUUCUUGGAGACGACACCACAGCUCACGCUGGUGCUGGCCAUCGUGUUGCAGAGUGGCCGGGCCGAGCCCUACCAGUUGGCUCUUAUGUGCCAGGUACGGGGCUGCUGGGGACCCCAAGGGAGCAGAGUGUCUUAUACCCUGAAGGAGCUCAGAGACAAGGCAACAGAGAAUGACUGUGUGCUAAGACUCCAGAGGGAAGUGGGGGUCAGCAUCGGCACAUCCUUCGUGGGCAUCUCGUGGGCGCUGCUUGACUACCACCGGGCCUUGCGCACCUGCCUCCCCUCCAAGUCGCCCCUGGGGCUGGGUUCCUCUGUGGUCUACUUCCUGUGGAACCUGCUGCUGCUGUGGCCCCGGGUCCUGGCCGUGGCCCUCUUUUCCGCUCUCUUCCCCCACUCCGUGGCCCUGCACUUCCUGGGCCUGUGGCUGGUGCUGCUCCUGUGGGUCUGGCUGCAGGGCACGGACUUCAUGCCAGAUGCCCGUUCCGAGUGGCUGUACCGGGCCACUGUGGCCACCAUUCUCUAUUUCUCCUGGUUCAACGUGGCCGAGGGCCAUACCCGGGGCCGCGCCACCAUCCACCUGGUGUUCCUCCUGAGCGACAGCAUCCUCGUGGCAGUCACCUGGUCAACUCACACCAGCUGGCUGCCCAGUGGGAUCCCACUGCACGUGUUGCUCCCAGCGAGCGGCCUCUGCUUCCUUCUGGGCCUGGCUCUGCGGCUGGCCUACUACCGCUGGCUGCACCCGAGCUGCCGCUGGGAGCCUGACCGGGUGGAUGGGACCCGGGGCUUCCGCUCCCUCGAGGGCCUUCAGUUGCCUCACAACAGCCGCAUGACCCGGUUGGCGCAGAACUUCUUCCCUAGGGUUAGGGAGGAGGAGGCUGCUUUGCCACAGAAAGAAGAGGUGAAUGGGGUGGCCAGACCCAGCAGGCCCAGAACGGAUGGACUCAACUGGUAGAAUCCAGAGGAUAAGCUAAUGAUGCUGCUAUUGGCCUUGAUUCCCUCCAGAAGCACCCGAUGUCCGAUGUGACAGGCCCUGGAGACCCGAGUUGAGUAAAGACUCAGGCCUGCCUUUGAGGAUGAGCAUAAGAUGCGAACGGCUGGGCCCUGGAGAGUCAGGGGCUCCAGUUACAUACAGGACACUUUGGAAGGAAAGAAGAGACCCCGCCCCUUCCCCAUCCCAUCCCCACCAACUGAAAGAGUUGGUACCCCAGAGCUCCUAGAGAUGGUAUUUUCGCCUCCCCAGCCAUCUCCAAAAUCAUUGGUGGAGGUGCUGUUCCACGGCUUGGUUCCCUGAUCCUGGGCUAGAAGGCCCAGGAUCUCCAGGUUGUGUUCAGAAUUCUUCCUCUCUGCCUUACCUGUCAUUCUGGUCAUCCAGCAGAUGUUUACUGAGAGCCUUGUCUGUGGCAGGAAUAUUCUGUCCUUGGAGUCUGGAACAAGACUUCCCUCUCUAGCUACUCCUGAGUGGGUGGUCAUGCUGGAAGCCAGGGAUGUCCAGCUAGUGGCCCUGUCUGCCUCCCCAAGGCCUCAGUGCACCCAGCCCAGCCUCUGGCCCUGCUCUCAAGUGGCCAUCUUUCAGCCAAGUGCUUGUGAUCCUGUGGUCUGGGCCAUGGCUCAGCCUGUUGAGUAUUUUUCUACUUUAGGCAAUACACUUUCUACCUCAGAGUCUAUGUGAGAGGAAGAGAACGUGCAUCCAUAUGUGUCUCUGCAAGUGAAGGACAUGUAUGUGUUGUUUUUGUUUAACAAUAUUAUUAGAUUAUUAUUAAAACCUCAUGAAACCCUCC